AUGGCAGCCCCGAGCUCACUGCUGCUGGCCAUACUGCUGUGGGUCCCUGCAGAGACGCUGACCUGCAUCGGGGACUCGGGGAAACCUGUGGACUGGUUUGUCAUCUAUAAGCUGCCUAAAAAGUGUGAUGACGGGUCUGCGGUGCCCGAUAGAUCUGUACUGCCCAACGGUCUGAGCUACAAGUACUUGGAUGCCAAGUCCAAAGACUGGCAGGAUGGAGUGGGCACCAUCAGAGAGCCGAAGGGAGCUUUGGCACUCACCUUGGCACCACUUUACCAGAAUAACAAAAGCCAGAUUGCCUUCCUGCUCUACAAUGACCAGCCCCCCCCACUCACCGGGAAAACCAAUGGGCAAUCUGGGCAUUCCAAGGGGGUGGUGCUCCUGGACCUAGAUGAGGGUUUCUGGCUAGUCCACAGUGUGCCCAAGUUCCCUCCACAUACAAGCAAUCCGGCAUUCAGCUGGCCCUCAAAUGCACAAUGUUAUGGGCAGACACUGUUCUGUGUGACAUUUCCUUCCUCCCAGUUCCAUGACAUUGGCAAACAGCUGUCCUAUAUCUACCCAUUGGUGUAUGACAAGGAUCUGAAAAUCAUCGAAGACAAUCUGCCUGAACUGGUGGCUGUGGCUAAGGGUCAGCGUGUGCAACGGGAGCCAUGGAAAAGGAGCGUGAACCUGAUCUCCAAGGCAGGUGCCACCUUCCAGAGUUUUGCCAAGGCUAGCAAUUUUAAAGAUGACCUGUACUCGGGCUGGGUGGCAGAAGCCCUGGGCAGCGACCUGCAGGUUCAGUUCUGGCGCAGGAAGACCAUGCCUCCCAGCUGCUCGGGGCAGUACCACGUGUCUGAUGUGAUCAAUAUCGAGUUCCCGGGAGGGCCAUCCUACAGGUCCACAAAGGACCACUCCAAGUGGGCUGUUGCCUCUACAUCUACAAAGACCUGGGUCUGUGUGAGCGACCUGAAUCGGAGCUAUGGUGGGUACUUGCGGGGCGGAGGUGCCCUUUGCACUCAGAUCCGCAACCUCUUCAAUUCCUUCAAGUCUCUGGUGAAGAUGGUCCAACCUUGUCCACACCCUGUCCAUCCAUCAUCCUAA
Molecule: messenger RNA, 1083 nt
Organism: Suncus etruscus (white-toothed pygmy shrew)
Lineage: Eukaryota; Metazoa; Chordata; Mammalia; Eulipotyphla; Soricidae
Product: deoxyribonuclease-2-alpha-like
Exons: 6
Coding region: 1-1083 (360 amino acids)
Biological process (GO): apoptotic DNA fragmentation
Molecular function (GO): deoxyribonuclease II activity
Source: RefSeq, a predicted model, not a curated record